Vitis riparia (riverbank grape) is the source of this 2892-nucleotide messenger RNA. RefSeq names its product senescence-induced receptor-like serine/threonine-protein kinase. The record is from RefSeq and is a predicted model, not a curated record. Gene Ontology annotation, molecular function: protein binding; protein kinase activity; ATP binding. The transcript is spliced from 13 exons. NCBI's taxonomy places the organism in Eukaryota, Viridiplantae, Streptophyta, Magnoliopsida, Vitales, Vitaceae. Gene Ontology annotation, biological process: protein phosphorylation. Bases 248 to 2791 code for a protein of 847 amino acids.
UUAUCCAAUACGUCUUCUCUUUUCCUUAAGCUUCACCACUUCAGUUUCAUCCAGAUUUCGUUGCCUCUUUGGUGUUUCAAACUGUCAAACAACAUGGAUGGUGGACUAAUAUUGACCUGGCUGAUCGUUCUUCCGAUGAUUAUUUCCUUGCACAACUCGGAAUGGGUUUCAGCAAAGGAAGGUAGGUAUUCAUUUUUAUGAGAGGAUUCAUAAGCAUUGAUUGUGGAUAGCUCCGGGCUCCGAUUAUAUGGAUGGUGAAACCGAGAUAUAUUACACUUCGGAUACAGGAUUCAUAGAUACUGGAAUCAAUUAUAAUGUUUCCCCGGAAUACGAAGUUUUUGAAGAUAUCGAUCAACAUCUCAUAAACGUUAGAAGCUUCCCAGUAGGAGACAGGAAUUGUUACACCCUACGACCAGCACAAGGCAAGAAUCAUAAGUAUUUGAUCAGGGCUUGGUUCAUGUAUGGGAAUUAUGAUUCCGAGAAUCAACCUCCGAUCUUCAAGCUACAUCUGGGUAUUGAUGAAUGGACCACGGUGAGGAUAAAAGACGCCUCUAAAAUUAUUAUAGCAGAAAUCAUACACAUACCAAUUACAGACGACAUAGAUGUGUGUCUAGUAAACAUCGGUUUGGGGACACCAUUCAUAUCGGUGUUAGAGCUCAGACAGCUUAAUAAUUCGAUUUAUAGUCCAAGUGAACCAGGGUCACUGCUUCUCAGUGGUAGGUUGGAUUUUGGUACACAAGAGGAGUUGUACGCAAUCAGGGACAAAGAUGAUGUUUACGAUCGGAUUUGGGAACCAGCCAAUUCGGAGUCCAUAAUUAGUUCAUCACUUGUAAAUCCUUCCUUUAGUACCUCUGACUAUAAAAUACCGGGGAUUGUCAUGGCAACUGCUGCAACACCUGCAGAUGAAAAUGAACCCUUGGGUUUCUCUUUUUUAAUAGUUGGUGAUCCUUCUCAAAAGUUGUACGUGUACAUGCACUUUGCGGAGGUUGAGGAUCUCAAGGGCCAAAUCAGAGAAUUUACCAUCUCCGUGAAUGAUGAUGAGUCAUUUGGUGGGCCAGUGGCUCCUAGAUACCUACUUUCGGACACGGUAUAUAGCAAAUUUUCCCUGAAUGGAAGUAUUAACCGAUUGUCCUUUUCACUAAAAAGGACAAACAGAUCCACGCUUCCACCAAUUAUCAAUGCUAUGGAGGUUUAUAGGUUAAAAGAAUUCUCACAGUCAUCAACCCAACAAAACGAUGUUGAUGCAAUCAAGAGGAUCAAAUCAGGAUACGCAGUGAGCAGCAACUGGCAAGGAGAUCCAUGUCUCCCCAUGAAAUACCAAUGGGAUGGCCUGAAUUGCAGCCAAGAUACCUCCCCUUCUAUAAUAUCAUUGAACCUCUCAUCUAGCAAUUUGUCCGGGAAUAUACUUACUUCAUUUUCAAGUCUCAGAUCAUUACAAAAUCUGGAUUUAUCAUACAACAACUUGACUGGACCUGUACCAGAAUUUUUUGCAGACUUGCCAUCUUUAAAAACCCUAAAUUUAACGGGGAACAACCUAACAGGUUCGGUUCCACAGGCUGUUAUCGAUAAGUUCAAGAAUGGAACUCUGAGUCUUGGCGAAAAUCCAAAUCUUUGUCAGUCAGACUCGUGCCAAAGAAAGAAGAAGGAGAACAAGUUCCUUGUUCCUGUUCUUAUAUCCAUUCUGUCUGUAAUUAUCCUGAUCCUCAUAGCUGCCCUUGCAAUCAUCCGGAAGUUGACCAAGAGGAGAGAAACUAGAGCUACAACCAUAGAGACGGUCAGUGAACGCCCCAAAGAUGGGUCAUUGAAGUCAGGGAAUUCCGAGUUCACUUUCUCUGAUGUGGCAACUAUCACCAAUUACUUUAGUCGUACCAUCGGUAGAGGAGGAUUCGGACAAGUUUAUCUAGGCACUUUGACAGAUGGCACUCAGGCUGCCGUCAAGAUGCGUUCUCAAUCAUCAAUACAAAGCCCCAAGGCAUUACAAGCCGAGGCGAAACUCUUGACGAGAGUUCAUCAUAAAAACUUGGUUCGUCUAAUUGGGUAUUGCAAGGAUGGUACACACAUGGCUCUCAUUUAUGAAUACAUGUCCCAUGGAAACUUGCAAAACAAGUUAUUAGGGAGAGAAGCUGCAGAUGUUUUGAAUUGGAAACAGAGACUUCAAAUUGCAGUAGAUGCAGCACAUGGAUUGGAGUAUCUACACAAUGGCUGUAAGCCACCAAUAGUCCACAGAGACAUGAAAUCUUCCAACAUUCUAUUAACUGAAACACUGCAAGCCAAGGUAGCUGAUUUUGGGAUGUCCAGAGAUCUUGCAAUUGAAAGUGGAGCUUUCAUAUCAACUGUCCCUGCAGGCACACCUGGAUAUCUAGAUCCUGAAUACCAGUCAACGGGAAUUUUGAAUAAGAAGAGCGAUGUUUACAGCUUUGGGAUUGUUUUGUUGGAGCUAAUCACCGGCCAGCCUGCAAUAAAGAACCCUGGGAACAUUCAUAUAGUUGGAUGGGUUAGUCCUAUGAUUGAAAGAGGGGAUAUCCGAAGCAUUGUUGAUCCAAGGUUACAAGGAGCUUUCAACGCCAAUUCUGCCUGGAAAGCCCUAGAGAUAGCCUUAGCAUGUGUAGCAUUAACAGGAAUGCAAAGGCCAGAUACGAGUCAUGUAUUGGCAGACUUGAAGGAAUGUUUGGAGAUGGAGGUGACUUCCAGGAGAAUUCAAAGUGUAGGUAGCCACAGCAUCGGAUCAGGCAAUUCCCUGGACGAUCUUCCCUUGAUUCUUGGCACUCAAUCGGCUCCCCGUGCUAGGUAGUUGUUGGACGCUCCAUUUUAAUGUGAUAAAUUUUCUUAAUGUUAGCAUGUGGGAAUAUGGAUUAUGGUGCACUCUAUAUUUUGAAUUGUGUUCAUGAAAAA